Molecule: messenger RNA, 876 nt
Organism: Coffea arabica (coffee)
Lineage: Eukaryota; Viridiplantae; Streptophyta; Magnoliopsida; Gentianales; Rubiaceae
Source: RefSeq, a predicted model, not a curated record
AUGGAUUCUGCUACUGGUAGUAAUUCACAAUCUUCGACUGCUGGAGCUAUCAAUAGUGGAGAAUUAACAAGUCAAAAUCAUAGACAAAAGUAUGAUAUAGCAUGGAAUUAUUGUUCAGAAGGUGUGAAUAAGCAAGGAAGAACUUUGACAUGUGAGUAUUAUUUUAACGUAAUUGCUGGUGGUGGCAUUCACCAAAUGAAACAGUAUUUGGUAGGAGAACAGGGUAGCAUUGUUCCAUGUUCAAGGGUUGACUUAGCAAUUAGACAUGCUAUUUUAGCACUGAUGAAGGAAAAGGAGCAGAAAUCUAAAGAAAAGAAGGGUGAUUUUGGGGUGGAAAAUCCAUUUGGCCACACUACUCAUGCAUUUGAUGGUGAUGAAGUUUGGGAGAUCCCUUCUCCUUCAACAAAUGAGAUAGAUGCAUCUAGUGAAAGAAAGAGAAAUGUCACUGCUUCAACAGCUAUUGAUCAAAUAGCAUCAAUGGGUCAUGGUUACGAAGGUCCAUCAUAUCAUUCUUUGAGAGUUAACUUGUUGCCAAAUGCCAAGAGAGAUGUGAAAUUAGUUGUUGAUUCUUUUAGAAGUACUUGGGCAGAAACUGGUUGCUCUAUAAUGGGUGAUGGAUGGAAAGACACUAGACAAAGACUAUUGAUUAAUUUUUUGAUUAAUUUAUUUGCUGAAAUUGUUAAGAUGGUUGGUUUAAAUAAUGCGGUGCAUUUAGUUACUGAUAAUGCUAGCAAUUAUAAGGUUGUUGGGUCUUUGUUAAGUGAAAGAUAUCCGAACAUAUGUUGGUCACCAUGUGCUGCACACUACAUCAAUUUGAUUUUGAAAGGCAUUGGUGAAAUGAAUGAUGUAAAAGCUCUAGUGUCUCUUGCCUCAACG